AUGCCAUCCCCUCAACCCGAUCGCAAACGAGCACGCGUCGACGAGGAGGACCCAGCGGAAGCACUCGUGAACCAUCCGACCCUGUACUUCGACGACGGGAACAUCAUCAUAAGUUCUGGCAGCACGCUUUUCUGCGUUCACCGGUCACUGCUAUCCAAACAUUCGCCUGUGUUCAAGGAUCUCUUCGAACCCAAGGAGGACAAGAAGCAGGCGUUCCUGCGGGGAUGCUUGCACAUCCACGUCGAAGACGACAGGGAAGAGAUGGAGGCGCUGCUGAACAUUAUCUACGAUGGCUUUCGCAUCGAUUUCCCGCACCUGACGGUCGAGACCUAUCCCGCGCUCGCCACUCUUCUCUGCAUGACGACCAAAUACCAGCUCGCGCGCACGCGUACGGAGAUCAUCGAGCGCAUACGGAGAGAAUGGCCGGACACGCUCACGAGCCAUGACACGAAGAUGGACGAACGGAGGCAGUUGCACCCGCACCCGUCGCCGUUCCUCGUGAUGGACGGCAAAGUCGAGCUCAACCCACUGUACAACCCGACUGCCGCGCAACACGAGGAGCUCGUGCACCCCGCAAGCGUGAUCGCCCUACUCCGCCAGACCGACUGUGCAACGCCACAGAUCUUCGCGCCAAUCUUCUACGAGCUCAGCCGCUGCAGCUGGACAUUCGGUGGGCCCGCGGUCGGGCACAACAUUGCCCCUCUCUCUCAUGCGGACGUUGAACGCCUCAUCGUGGGCAUCGAGCGUCUGCGAACAUUGCACAUGUUCUAUGCAGCCAAAUGCCCCCUCUUCACUGUGACCCCGGGGCACGAGGGUUGCCUACAGGGUCUCCAGCACUGCUGGAGCGAUAUCGCGAGCGUAUUCGCGAGGAAGACGGGACCGCGAGAGCCGGUGGAGGAUUGGAAGGAGUUAACGAAGCUGGCUUGCAGUUACGGGCAACUUGCAGUUUCAUACCAGAUCUGUGCGCACUGUUGGAAGUCCCUAACGCUUGAGACGGACGCAAUCAGAUCGGCUUUGUGGAGUCAGCUUACGACGUCCUUCCAGCUCACGCCUUGA
Molecule: messenger RNA, 1056 nt
Organism: Sparassis crispa
Lineage: Eukaryota; Fungi; Basidiomycota; Agaricomycetes; Polyporales; Sparassidaceae
Exons: 2
Coding region: 1-1056 (351 amino acids)
Molecular function (GO): protein binding
Source: RefSeq, a predicted model, not a curated record